UUGGAUAAGGUAAAUCUACAAAAUCUUAUAAUUAGGUAUAAAUAGUGGGUCGUAUCUCCAUUAAUCAUCAUAACAUAAAAAAAUUCCUCGAACUUGCAAUAUUGUCAAUGUCUGCUAGCUUCUCAUUAACGAUGAAUAAUCAUAUGAUUACUCUUCUCUUAACCAUAAUCACCAUAUUAAGUCUUUCACAUUCAAGUUUAUCAACCGUUGUUUCUCAUGAUGGACGUGCACUACUCAUCAAUGGAGAGCGUAAGAUCAUACUUUCUGGUUCCAUCCAUUAUCCUCGCAGUACUCCUGAGAUGUGGCCGGAUUUGAUAAAAAAAUCGAAAGAAGGAGGGCUUGAUGCAAUCGAGACUUACGUGUUUUGGAAUUCCCACGAACCUGUUCGUAGGCAGUAUGAUUUUACUGGUAAAAAUGACCUUAUAAGGUUUUUAAAGACCGUUCAAGAUGCUGGACUUUAUGCUAUUCUUCGUAUUGGUCCAUACGCCUGUGCUGAAUGGAAUUAUGGUGGAUUUCCUGUGUGGCUGCACAACAUGCCAGGCAUUGAGCUCCGCACUGCUAAUAAAGUGUUUAUGGAUGAGAUGCAAAAUUUCACAACAUUGAUAGUUAAUAAGGUGAAAGAUGAGAAUCUUUUUGCCUCUCAAGGUGGCCCAAUUAUCCUUGCUCAGAUUGAGAAUGAAUAUGGUAAUGUUAUAUCCUCUUAUGGAGAUGCUGGGAAAGCAUACCGUGAUUGGUGUGCAAACAUGGCUGUAUCACAGAACAUUGGAGUACCAUGGAUUAUGUGCCAAGAGAGUGAUGCACCUCAACCAAUAAUUAAUACAUGCAAUGGUUGGUAUUGUCAUGAUUUCACGCCAAACAAUCCCAAUAGUCCUAAAAUCUGGACUGAAAAUUGGACUGGCUGGUUCAAAAAUUGGGGUGGUAAGGUUCCACAUAGGACUGCUGAAGAUGUUGCUUAUGCUGUUGCACGAUUCUUCCAAACUGGAGGCACUGUACAGAAUUAUUACAUGUUUCAUGGAGGAACAAACUUCGGAAGAACAUCUGGUGGUCCAUAUAUCACUACAAGUUAUGAUUAUGAUGCACCCCUUGAUGAAUAUGGAAAUCUGAAUCAACCUAAAUAUGGACAUCUUAAACAACUCCACUCUGUGUUACACUCAAUGGAGAAACUUCUUACUUAUGGAGAUGUGAAUACAACUGAUAUGGGAAAUUCUGUUACGGUGACAACUUUUACGAACAACAAAACCUCAAGUUGUUUCCUUAGCAAUGCAAAUUCAACAAACGAUGCAACAAUAGUAUUGAAUCAUCGUACCUUUACUAUUCCUGCUUGGUCUGUCAGUAUCCUCCCAGAUUGCAAAAACGAAGCAUAUAAUACUGCUAAGGUAAGACUUUUUCUUGUGCAUAUUCAAUAUAUCUAUUUGUUAUUUUGGGAUGUUCUCCUUGAACAGAAGGCUGCUACUAAUGAUACUAGUGACUACUUGUGGUACAUGACUAGUCUCCACCUUGACAAGAAUGAUAUCAUUUGGAGUGAUGACAUGAGGCUUCGUAUCAAUUCUAGUGCUCAUGUUCUUCAUGUUUAUGUCAAUGGCGAAGAGCUUGUAUCAUUUUAUUCUAUAGGAUAUGAAUAUGGCAAAGAAGAUUCUUUUACCUACAUUUUUGAAGGGAAGGUUAAUUUGACGAAGGGAAAGAACAUAAUUUCGCUCCUUAGUGCCACAGUUGGACUUCAGAACUAUGGUCCUUAUUAUGAUAUGACUCCAGUCGGAAUAGUUGGUCCAGUAGAGUUAGUCGGAAAGAGAGGCGACGAGAUUGUUAUAAAGGAUCUAUCUUCUCAUGUAUGGGCAUACAAAACUGGUUUGCAAGGUCUUGAUCAUGAUAUGCUCUAUAGUGAAACAUCACCCUCUGUCAGAAGGUGGAAAACUGAGACGGAUAUGCCAGUAGAUACUCAGAUGACAUGGUAUAAGACUACAUUCAAGCCACCAUUGGGAACAAACCCAGUUGUUCUAGAUCUUAGUAGCAUGGGGAAAGGAGAAGCUUGGGUGAAUGGUAUAAGUAUCGGAAGGUAUUGGCCGAGUUACCUAGCUGACGAAGAUGGGUGCAGCCUUGAUCCAUGUGACUACCGUGGUGAAUAUGAUAACACCAAGUGUGUUACCAAUUGCGGGAAGUCUAUACAAACUGAGUAUCAUGUACCGCGAUCUUUUCUAAGGGACGAUGUGAAUACUCUUGUUCUGUUUGAGGAAUUUGGGGGAAACCCAACUCAAGUUAAAUUCAAGACCAUUGGAGUAAAAGGAGCUUGUGCAAAUGGUUAUGAAGGAAGUACAUUAGAGUUGUCAUGUAAAGGAAGCUCAAUUUCGGCUAUUAAAUUCGCUAGUUUUGGUAAUCCUCUAGGUGAUUGUGGCUCUUUUGGGAAAGGAUCUUGUGACAUCGAUGCUCAACCCAUCCUUAUUAAGGCUUGUGUUGGUCACGAGACUUGUUCAGUGGAUAUCUCUGAGAAGACCUUUGGUUCGGCUUUAAAUUGUGAAGAGAAAACCAAGAGACUUGCAGUGGAGAUUACUUGUUAA
Molecule: messenger RNA, 2552 nt
Organism: Beta vulgaris subsp. vulgaris (sugar beet)
Lineage: Eukaryota; Viridiplantae; Streptophyta; Magnoliopsida; Caryophyllales; Amaranthaceae
Product: beta-galactosidase
Exons: 16
Coding region: 108-2552 (814 amino acids)
Biological process (GO): carbohydrate metabolic process
Cellular component (GO): vacuole; cell wall
Molecular function (GO): carbohydrate binding; beta-galactosidase activity
Source: RefSeq, a predicted model, not a curated record